GGCUGUGCGCAUGCGCCUUGCAGCACCAAGAAGCGGUCGUUGGGAGCAGUGGGUCCGCUUUAGGACGAGCCAGUCGGAGUGGAACCUUGUGGAAGUGUCCCCUUCCCGUCAUAUUCUGUUCUACCACGAUGUCCAAACCCACUUUCCAGGCAGAAUGGGAGGAAAUCGAAAAGGAAUACCAACAAUUACAGGAAACCCAUAAAGUAUACAGACACAAACUAGAGGAGCUCACCAAUCUUCAGGCGACAUGCAGCAGCUCCAUCAGCAAACAAAGAAAGUCCCUGAAAGACCUGAGGCAUAGCUUGAAAAAGUGUCCACAGACCUGCAACGAAAAACAGCUGAAACUAAUAGCAGACAUCAAAUCACAAAUCAAGGAUAAAGAACAUGUUUUCUUUGAUAUGGAAGCCUAUUUGCCAAAGAAGAAUGGGCUGUACCUGAGCUUGGUCCUGGGCAACGUGAAUGUGACGCUUCUCAGUAAUCAGGCAAAAUUUGCCUACAAAGACGAGUACGAGAAGUUCAAGCUUUAUAUGACAAUAAUCUUGAUGUUUGGAGCCAUAACUUGCCUCUUUUUUCUUAACUACCGAGUCACUGAUGAAAUCUUUAACUUUUUGCUGGUCUGGUACUACUGCACUUUGACUAUAAGGGAAAGCAUCCUCAUCAGCAAUGGUUCCAGGAUCAAAGGCUGGUGGGUGUCUCACCAUUAUGUGUCCACUUUUCUGUCUGGUGUUAUGCUUACCUGGCCGGAGGGACAAAUGUAUCAGAUGUUUCGAAGCCAGUUCCUUGCGUUCUCCAUUUAUCAGAGCUUUGUUCAGUUCCUCCAGUAUUACUACCAGAGCGGCUGCUUAUACAGGCUGCGGGCUUUAGGAGAGAGAAAUCAACUUGACCUCACAGUGGAAGGAUUUCAGUCGUGGAUGUGGAGAGGGCUUACUUUUCUUUUGCCUUUUCUGUUUUUUGGCCACUUUUGGCAGCUCUAUAACUCUGUGACCCUGUUUCGCUUGGCCAGACAUGAUGACUGCAAGGAGUGGCAGAUAUUUAUGCUGGCACUGACGUUUCUCGUCCUGUUCCUGGGAAACUUUCUUACAACAUUAAAAGUCGUCCACCAAAAGGUUCAAAAGAAGGAGAAGGACAUCUAAAAGCAGUGACUGAGAACAAGUUCAGUGAAACUUCUCUGAUCCGUCGAAGGUCUAGUAAUCAUGAGUUAAACACGCACAAUCGCUUAACGGACUGACCCAUAAUGAUCAAGCUGAGAGGGGACAGAGCUGAAGCUUUUCUCAGGCUUCAACAGCAGCACCAGCUUCCAGCCAAAGUAUCCAGCUGACAGGUUCUUACUUUACAGUAACUCGAUGUUGCUGUGAAACAGUGUGGAUGAACACCAAGCAGGAUGAAGAGUAACUUGCUUUAUUCUGUCUAUAUGUAUAUAUAUGUUGUAGAAAGAAUGCAUUUCUAUGGAUUUGUCCAUGAGUUGCAGAGCGUCUUUGCUCAAGUCAUUAUGCAAGGACAGGUAGCAGAACAGAACGUUUACCUUUUGAACACUUGAACGUCUGCCAUACUUCUGUGAAGUAGUACUGGUCAAACUGGCGCUGGCUCAUUUUUUUUUUUUGACAUUUCAGUCGUUGAACUUUUUUUUUUUUUUUUUUGAUGAGAUGUUUUAAACCCACUGUCAUGCCACUUCACAGCUAACCAGUACAAACUUCUAGUCCACGACUGGGACUGGACUGGCUGUAACAGUUACAGAGAGGAGGAGGGGACUACACUGGUGUACUUUGAUCUAUCUACUGGUGAAGGGAGUUUUUGUUUUGUCAGAAAACUUCCACAAAAAGGGAAUUCGGCACUUGUUAAAAAACAAAAACUUUUUGGUGCAACUUGUGAAACCACAAGAUGCACAUAAAAAUGUAGCAUGUGAUUUCCUUAAAUAUUUCUUACAGAAACGUAACCUGUUUUAUAUAAACACUUUACUUUUUACAUCGUAUCAUUUUAUGAAGAAAAUAACAAACGUUUAACUGAUGGUCUUAUUUUGAAGAGAAAAGAAGCAUCAAGAUAACUGAUCACUUUAAAUCAAGCUGAAAAUGCAUUCGAGUCCUGACAGAGUUUUGGGAUCUUUUGUUACAUGAUGUUGUACAAAUGAUCAAAUGCUGCUGUUUGUGCUGCUACUCUCAUUACUUCAGCAAAGAGUACUGUUAUUUUCAUUUCUUAUCAGCAUACCACUAUACUGUAAUUGUACACAUUGUUUCAAUUUUGUAUCAGAUUAUUCACUGUAAUGUCGUUUACACCUAUUUUUAAUCUGUUUGAUGUUUCAAAAUGCAGGUGUCUAAUGCCUUAUUCUCCUCAGAAAAACAAAACUUCUAUAUUAUUUUUGAAAAUGCCAGCAUUUUGCCGAUUCUUGCGACAAAAUAGUUCCUUCAGAGAAUCGCUGCAUUUAUGAGUCUCCUUUAUUGAGGGGGAAAUUGAAGUGGUUACAUAUUUAUGUUAAAGCUGCCAUAAUGCACAAAUAAUGUCUUUAUUUCAUAAUGUUGCUGUUCAUUUCAAAACUGCAUCAGGUGCCAGGACGGUGGUCAGUAACAGGGGCAGGCGCCAGUUUCUUUAACCUGUUGUAUACAAAGAAAACCCAUGCUUCAUUAAACACAAAUAUGCAACUGUU
Girardinichthys multiradiatus is the source of this 2638-nucleotide messenger RNA. RefSeq names its product transmembrane protein 120B (gene tmem120b). The transcript has 12 exons. The record is from RefSeq and is a predicted model, not a curated record. Gene Ontology annotation, cellular component: membrane. Lineage: Eukaryota; Metazoa; Chordata; Actinopteri; Cyprinodontiformes; Goodeidae. Gene Ontology annotation, biological process: fat cell differentiation. The coding region runs from base 129 to 1133 and encodes 334 amino acids.